ACAAGAUGUGACCGGUCAAUGGAUAAAACAAAAGGCAAAACCGUUUACUUUGUCUAGUAUCUAGGUGUCCUUCUCAUGCACAGGCAACAACGAUGUGGAUCACGGUGGGUUUGGUCUGCUGCUUAAUCUUUGGAGGGCUGCGUUGGGCUGGCAGCUCUUGUCCGUCUCAGUGUAGCUGCACCUUCCAUAGUCUCAGCGAAGGAACAAAAGCCAGGACUGUGCUGUGUAAUGACCCUGAGAUGACUCUCACGCCUGUGAAUAUUCCUGUAGAUACAUCUAAGCUUCGGAUAGAAAAGACAGCCAUCAGGAGGGUGCCGGGGGAAGCCUUGCAUUCACUCCACAACCUGGAGUACCUCUGGAUGCCCUAUAAUUCCUUGGCCAGCCUCAGCGUGAUCACCUUCAAGGGCCUCCGUCGCUUACAGGAGCUGAGGCUGGAUGGAAAUGACUUAAUAUCAUUCCCCUGGGAAGCCCUUGCUGACAUGCCCCAGCUAAGGCUUCUGGAUUUACACAAUAACGAACUCACCUCAGUCCCCCCAGAUGCUGCUCGUUACAUCAAGAAUAUCACCUACCUGGACCUGUCUAGCAAUAAACUGAUGACUCUUCCUCAAGCUCUUAUUUCCACCUGGGCCAACCUCCAGGCAGUUCCUUACUUUCCCAAUGAUAAUUCCAAAAUCAUCUUAGGUUUGCAAGACAAUCCUUGGGUGUGUGACUGCAGUCUAUAUGAAAUGGUCCAUUUCCUAAAUUUCCAGUCGCCUAACAUAGCAUUUAUAGAGCCCAGGCUGAAAUGCUUCACCCCCCGGAGUCUUGCAGGAGUCUUCUUCAGCCAGGUUGAGCUAAGGAAGUGUCAAAGCCCAGUUGUACAUACAUCUGUAGCUAAAGUAAAGACCAUCCUGGGCAGCACCGUCUUACUGCGAUGUGGAACAACAGGGGUGCCCAUUCCCGAGCUCAGCUGGAGAAGGGCUGACGGUGCUCAACUGAAUGGCACAGUGCACCAAGAAAUUUCUAGUGAUGGGAUGAGCUGGUCUAUUCUGGGCUUGCCUGUGGUCUCUUAUCUUGAUUCUGGAGAGUACAUCUGUAAAGCAAAGAAUUUCCUGGGAGCAACAGAGGCGUUCAUAUCCCUCAUCAUCACUGAUUCAGAAAGCACAGAUGACCCCAGCUCUAACGCUAAAGGUGUUUGGAGUGGAAAGGCAAGCGGGAUGGAGGCGGCUGCCUACAAUGACAAGCUAGUGGCGAGGUACGUUAUCACCACCUCGACUGUACCUACCCUGGGAGCCAAAACAGGCUCCGAAGAGAACCUCGUCCUCCAAAAUGCGGCACAGAACGGCAACUCACGAAACCUCCUGGCGAGUCCACCUACCAGUCAGCAGGAGCCAGAGCGAAUCGUGAGGUCAGUCAGGGUGAUAGGGGACACCGACCAAAGCGUCACCCUGGCCUGGAAGGCGCCUCUGGCAAAGAACACGACAGUAUUCAGUGUCCUCUAUGCCAUUUUUGGAGAGAGAGAUAUGCGGCGGAUCAACGUGGAGCCAGGGAAGACCAAGGUCACCAUUUAUGGGCUGCUGCCGAAGACCAAAUACAUCAUGUGUGUCUGCGUGAAAGGGCUGAUUCCCAGGAAGGAGCAGUGCAUCAUAUUUUCCACAGAUGAAGUUGCCAGCGCAGGGGGAACCCAGAAGCUCAUCAAUGUGGUUGUGAUCAGCGUGGCCUGUGUCAUUGCUGUUCCUCUGACUCUGGUGGUCUGCUGCGGAGCACUGAAAAGGCGCUGCAAAAAGUGCUUAGUGCGGAAACCCAAGGAAAUUCAGGACUCCUAUGUCACCUUUGAAAGCCUGUCUCCCGGGGCCAAGGCGAAAGGGGUCGAAGGAGAAUACUUGACUAGACAUACACCAGAUGAGUCUAACAGGUUGCUGUCUGCCCGCUCCAGUGUGGACUCGGAAGCAAUACCAAAGAUAGAGGGGCAACCUAAUGAAUACUUUUGCUGAUUGUAACUUGUGCUGUGAAAGCACACACGGCUGUAUAUAUAACUCUGUUCUACAGACUUAACGUCGCAGGUUGCUGUGUCAAUGCUAAUGUCUCCUGACAUGCUCUGGAGGAGGGUGCAAGAGGUUAAUGGUGCCCAAGCUUUACAGGAACAUAUUACUCUCCCCACUUGGGGUUUGCUGUUUUGUGACCAAUCAAAAACUUCUGUGAUAACAGUCAUAUUCUCCUGGAUGACUCUUAAUUUUGCAAAAUGAGGGGUGCACACUGAGUGUGAGAACAUUAAGCAACAUUUUUGAGCAAAUGGUGUUCAGUGUUGUUUAGUACCUGCUCUGCAGUAUGCUGAGUAUUUUAUUCUCAGAUUUUUUUGAAGUUCUUUAGGUUGACAGCCUGGAGAGCAUUCAAUAAUUUUCUUGUAAGUGUAUCUACAAAUGUGAAGAUUGAUAGUCUUAUCUGUUACAGCCACCACCUUUACAUGACAUAUGCAGCUUGAUGCCUAAGAGAUCACUAAAUGCAGACAUACAGCAACCUUUAUAUUAUGUCCAACAUAAUAACAGCUUUAUGCUCUGAGUUCAGAGAAAUGUGCAAAGAUACAAAUCAAGAGACAAAAAACAAUCCACUCCUAAGAAUACAUAAUAGGGAGUGCUUUGUGGUGACAUUUUGGCCCUGACCAUGUUUUUU
This is a messenger RNA of Dromaius novaehollandiae (emu), 2649 nucleotides long. It is a transcript of the gene LRIT1, whose product is annotated as leucine rich repeat, Ig-like and transmembrane domains 1. The coding region runs from base 93 to 1973 and encodes 626 amino acids. Gene Ontology annotation, molecular function: protein binding. The record is from RefSeq and is a predicted model, not a curated record. Lineage: Eukaryota; Metazoa; Chordata; Aves; Casuariiformes; Dromaiidae. Gene Ontology annotation, cellular component: endoplasmic reticulum membrane. The transcript is spliced from 4 exons.